Messenger RNA from Filobasidium floriforme, 4523 nucleotides. Its product is annotated as Rapamycin-insensitive companion of mTOR, middle domain-containing protein. Gene Ontology annotation, biological process: TORC2 signaling. NCBI's taxonomy places the organism in Eukaryota, Fungi, Basidiomycota, Tremellomycetes, Filobasidiales, Filobasidiaceae. The record is from RefSeq and is a predicted model, not a curated record. The transcript has 25 exons. The coding region runs from base 161 to 4363 and encodes 1400 amino acids. Gene Ontology annotation, cellular component: TORC2 complex.
AUGCAGCACAGAGUAUGGCUACGGACUAACAUAGCGUAAACCCUGUUGUCUGAGAUUAUCGAAACAUGGCAAUCGCAAGCCAUAGCUGCUUCAUAACUUCCCGAAGGCACUGAAGCGAAGGGAAACGGAUAAAGGCUACUCUUGUCUGCUUCUGCUGACCAUGCAAAACCACCGCGAGGAGGCAGGAAAUACAAUGGCAGGUAGCGACGUUCAAUCAGCUGCGGACCGGACGCCUACAAAUGGCCUAUCACCAGAGGACGAGGACGAGGACGGGUUCGAAUCCCUGACAGCGAGACUCAACAUCGAGAAGCGAAUUCAGUUCGGCGCUGAAAAGUUCUUGGAGGCGUUAGAUUCCGAUACCUCCUCAAUCCCAGAAGAGGCUCGUCCACCGCUGAGAGCGAAGGUCUUGGCUGAGCUCGCCGCAUCUAAUUCAAAAAUUAGAAAUCUAGAGGACGCAAUAGCAGCCAAUGGGAGACAAGAUUCUCAGCUGAUAACGGAUCAACGGAAUGACUCCACACGAGUGCCUCAAAUAUCAGCAGAUUCACCAACGACUCGUUCUCUGAGGCCAGUAGAUUCCAAUUCUACUCUCGCCUCUGAAUUCAGUGGAUCGACCCGGAAUAACAACGAUCGCUUGACCUCGCGCCCAUCCCGGUUGCGAGUCGAAAGUAGGAUUGUCACAGGACGAAACGAUACGGAAGAAACGGGCAGUUUCCCUAGUCUUUCGCCUAUCGAUGGGGAAAGUCUUGCGAGGGAUCACCGUAGCCUCAGUCAAAGGUCAUUGACGACAGAAUCUCAUUACAAUGACUCGUCUCGCAUAAGAGCUCUGUGGCCGUCGGAUCAAUUCGCCGACGAUAGAUACCAAGACCAGAUGGAUGAACACGUCAUCGACGAACUUCGAAACAAAGCUCGGCAGAAUCUAGCGCAUCUCCGUAGUCUGAAACCCGUUCGAGCACAAGAGCAACGGACGAUGCGAGAAGUUGGUGGUGCCAUUGCUAGUUUGACCCGAUUCGCCAGGCUGUCACCUCAGGUAGCCUCCAGCAUAGACUUUGAGGAUCUGGUUGAUGUGACCUUGUGCUAUGCAAUGGAACCCUACGCCAGCCCUUUGAGGUCGGCCUGCUACCGGCUCUAUCGGAACUUCCUGCACGAUCGGCAUUCAUGGCAUAUCCUCAGAAAGCGAGGCGUAGAGUGGCUAUUGAUUCGAACAUUUGGACGAGCCAAUCGCCAGAUCCCAGAAAUGGAACAGGCCCUCCAAUUGAUAAGAGUGGUCAUUCUACUGCCCGUCGCUGCCCGCAAUGAUCGUGAUCGGCCCGGCUUCGAAGGUAUGACGGCAGACGGCAGUGAAGACGUGCUUCACCACGAUCCCGUGCUUUCAGAAGCACUCGUUAGGAUUUUGGUCAGCAUGGCAGAAAAUCCCGAGGACCCCUUCCAAAGUAUCAGUCUUGAGACACUGGCAGAGAUAGCUGUGAUUGAUCUCGCCACUCUCAUCCAGGCCGACGGUCUCAGAUUUAUUCUGCAGAUUUUCGAAAACGGACCUUACAAUCUCACGCAAACCUUGACUCCUGUCUUGAUGUCUCUCCUCAACCUGCCGGAGAGUCGGAGACUGUUGCCCAAAGAUACUGGUCUCGGAGUGAUCUUUGCAGGCUUUACGAAUGCCUAUGGGUCAGGACCAACCCAUAUUGAGAGACUGAGGGCGACUUCCGUCAACACCCUGACUGUCCUCAGAUCGUGGCCCGGUUUCAUGAUGUGCUGCAUGUCAGGUUCACGCCAGAUUGAAAGUUUGGUUGAAGCUCUUAGUGUCCCGGUGAUGGAAAUGCGGGAAGUGCUUCUGGACACCUUGUUUGAUCUUUUCCGAUUGGAGAAGCCAUCAUGGUACCACGACCUUCUACAGGACAAGCAGAGGACACAUCAGCCAAAGUCCGACUCGCGCCACUCACAUCGUUCGACGAAACCCAAUGUCCUCGAUCACUAUACAAGUCUCUUACUGGCUGUCUUUGUUGAUUCGGGACUUGUUGAGGCACUGGUCGAAGUCGUAGAGGAACAGGUUCCCGUUCUGUCGAGAAAGGCCACACUGCUCAUCAGCGAGCUUCUAGCACUGGCGGCCAAGCUGCUCCCUCUCAACUACGCUGCAAAAGUCCAGAGCUUGCCCAGACUGUUCUGUUCGGCGACGACACUAGAUGAUUCGCAGCAACGCGUAGCCGCUUUGGACGCGCUGUCUUCGAUAACGGCUUCCGUUCGAGGACAACGUGCACCUGCUUUGGCUGAUGCACCGAAAAGAAAACGAUCUCAAUCCCAGUCAGACCCGGUAGAACGUGGUCAGCGGCAGGUGGAACAAGUGCGAAAGAGACUAGGUAUGCAGAUGGAUGACCGACAAUUCCAGGCCGCAUUGGUCGAAAGUCAGGUACUGUAUACGAAGGACCAUAAUAAAUGGAACUACGACGCGCUUGUCGAGAUCAUAGAGGGACCUCUUCUAAACGCCCGUAGACUGGAGGAGGCUUUCAGAGUGUCCAAAUUCGGCCGCCGUCUUAUGACGUUCUUUCAGCCUUUGUACCGCCGUUUUAGCGACAUUAAAAGGACCAGAGCGAAUCGCAAAUGGGUCAAGCUCGGUAACAUUCUCGUCACCUCGCUGAUGUCCACGCAAGACGGCUUGCAUAUCCUUGCUGAGGACCAACUCUUACGACAAAUCGUGGACUGCUUCAUGGAAUUGGAUCAAUACGCAGGCCAUCCCAACCCUCAGCCUUACUUCUCGAAAAGUAGGAUGGAGAAUACACUGUCAUACGGCUAUUUUGAGAUGAUACAACUGCUCAGUAAACGUGCCGAAGGCCUCAAGCUACUGGAGAAAUACAGUUACUUCACCUGCUUCUACCACUUGAGCGAGCUACGAAGCCGAGAUGACCUGAUCCGAGCGAUCAUCAAGCAUUUAGACUACUCGAGUGAUGGUCAUGCCCGGAUCAUACUAUCGAAAGCAUUGACUUCGAGCUACAUGCACACCCGUAUCUUUGCAACACAGCGAUUGAGUCGUUUGCUCGAGGAGGACAGCUCUUCGAUGUGGGCAUUAGAGCUCCUCGUUACGCAGCUGUAUGAUCCUGCGUUUGAAGUUUGCGAAGCAGCCGCCCAGUACCUCGAAACUUUGUGCGAGGACACCGCUAUACUAGAAGCUGUCGUGCGGCUGCGACCUACUCUAGACCAUCUUGGCGAGGUUGGACAAUGUUUGCUGUUAAGGUUUCUUUCUACGUCUACCGGUUUCUCAUAUCUACGACGCGCAGACUAUAUCGAUCGGGAAAUCGACGAGUGGUACAACUACCGCAAUGUUCAGUACGUAUCGCAAAUCGAAAUGUACCUGGCCGAAGGUCUUCGACCGGAGAUGACGGUCCAGGGGAUGUUCAGCCAUACCACACGAGGAGCAGCUCCACCCAAUUUCUAUGCCGAAAUCACCAAAACCGCCGAAGGAUGUCGCGUGCUGGGCGCAAAGGGCCAUGUUGCAGCCUUUGCCAACACGUUGCGUCUUUAUGCGGAAGAGGGUCAAGACGAAUCGUUGCUGCUUAUCCUUAAGAGCGCGUUAUGGGCUCUCGGAAGUAUCGGAUCCACACAGGGUGGACUCCCCUUUCUGGAGGAAGCGGACAUUGUCGAAUUGGUUGUGGAACUCGCGGAGCAUUCGUCGGUCUUGAGCAUUCGGGGAACAUGUUUCUUCGUGUUAGGGCUGAUAGCAUCGACUACAGCCGGAUGUGAUAUUCUGGAAGAAUACGGUUGGAUGCCCAGCGUCACCGCUCGGGGAGAAGUCACUUCCUUGUGCCUUCCGGAGGAUCUGAGCGACUUUCUAAGCCUACCGGACCUUUCUCCCUACACGAAAACAAGCCGAUCUAUCAGACGGGAAGGGCUUUCGACUCUAGAAACGAGACUAUUACAGGACGUCUCGAACCUUGGCAAUUACGUCAUGGCGACGCAGGCCAUGCAGAAUCUCGCGCGCUUGCGAAGUCGCCAUCGCGAGCUCUUCAGCUCGACAAAGCUAUACUUGACCGUCUUCCGUAUGCUAUCGCUCGAGCACUACAAACAACCGGUUCGAGCCUUUGUCUUGGACAUGUUCGACCUUCAGUUGACUGGAGAGGUUAUAGCGGAAUUCCUCGAGCUAGAUAUUCACUACACCGCAGCACCGGAGUUGGCACCGCUAGCCAACGAGCCUGCCAUGCGGGACGACGUCUACCAACACUUGGCGGGACUUCCUACGCCCGAACCUGGGCAGGCACCAGCCAAAGACACGCACCCUACAGUAGUACGAGACAGCCGGCACCGACCUCCAGCGGUCUUCAUUGCCGGCUUUUCCAUAAGCCCGUGGCGGUCGACUGAGAUGCCCAAUCAUUAUAUAUAAAACAUAUGAAGCACACAUAUGAUGGUGCCGGUACCGGUUCACCGCGAAUGCCCAACGUCGAUCGUAAAAAAAAGUAGAUGAACAGAAGCCCCGGAUUCGUGUGGUUCCAAGAAUAUCUAGAAGGGUAUAUCGAGAGGUCCGGUCGUUCGAAGGGAAAGAA